AUGCAAAUUGAUUAUAAUCUGGAUAAUUUCGAAGAAAUAUUAAAAAAUGAAGAAGAUGAUCUUGAAAACUUGUUAGCUCAACUUUCAGAAACUGAUCUUUUAAAUACUCAUGAAUAUAUUUGUAUUAAAAAUACAGAAAUUGAAGGUAGUCUUACUGAUGAUGAUAUUUUGAAAGCAAUAGCUGAUAAAAAUGAAGACAAAGUUAAACAAUCUAAUAAUGAAAUAAAUGAAAAAAUUA
Messenger RNA from Racocetra fulgida, 238 nucleotides. Lineage: Eukaryota; Fungi; Glomeromycota; Glomeromycetes; Diversisporales; Gigasporaceae. The record is from the annotation of a GenBank genome assembly.